UGAGUCUAAGCCCAUGCCAUGAUCCUGAAACUUUGGUCCUUCGUUGGGUUGCUUGGUCUCAGUGCUGGAGACUGCCCAGAAGGCUAUGGUUACAAUUCUGAAACGCAGACGUGUUUUCAGUGUGAAGCCGGUACGUACAUGAGUUACGUGAACACCACGGAAGAUUUGACUUUUUCAGUGGGAUGUCGCCCUUGCCCCGCUGGUGAAUUUAGUGCGGCUGCUGCUUCUGAAUGUUCCACCUGCCCAGCUGGAAGACAUAGCUGGGCACAAUCAGCAGCCUGUACUUAUUGCGAAGCUGGAAAAUAUAGCCCAGCCGGAGUCAGGGAUUGUAUUCUGUGUCCCCCUGGACUGUUUUCCUCCAGCGCUGGCUUUUCAGAAUGUUUGAAGUGCCCUGCUGGCACCUACAGCAGCAGCUACACUGGGGCAACCAGCUGCACCGAUUGUCCUGUUGGUUAUUGGAGCGAAACUGGCUCCAAACGUUGCACAGCCUGCACUUUUGGCGAGUUUUUGGAUGAGAACAAGACUUGCAGCAUUUGCCCAGCUGGGACUUUCAGCAUCCAAGGUGCCACAAGUUGCACUUCAUGCUCGCCUGGCUCUCGCAGUGAUGCUGGUGCAAAGGAAUGCAUCCAGUGCUCUCCCGGACGUUACGUCACCGAUGCGGCCGGCAUGUGCCACGACUGCCCCGGUGGUCGUUUCAGCGCAUUGGCUUCAACAGGCUGCGAGAUUUGUCUCUUUGGCCAUGUGAGCCUAGCUGUGUCGGAGAGCUGUAUUCCCUGCCCUUCCGGGCGAUUUGUGGUUGAUCCUGCAGCGCCUUGUGGGAUUUGUGAUGCAGGGACAUUCAGCGCUGGAAGAUCUGACAAUUGCACUUCCUGUGAAGCUGGGACAUUCAGCGAUGCGGGCUCCGAGGUGUGCGAAAGUUGCAGUGCUGGCAAGUACAGCAGCGAUGCUGCGGAGUCAUGCACAGACUGCCCUGCUGGUUCAUACAGUGGGGUGGGUGCGGCUGCUUGUCAAACUUGUCCUUCUGGGUCCCGCAGUGCCGCCGGUGCUGAGAAGUGUACAAAGUGUGAUGCUGGAAGAUAUGUGGUGCUCCCAAGCCACCCUAGCUGCACAAUAUGCCCGGCGGGCACCUCAAGCGCUCGAGGGUCAUCAGAAUGUAUACCAUGUCAGAGUGGAUUCAUCAGUCCAACAGGUGCCAGUGAAUGUGUCCAAUGUGACCCUGGCAAGUUUACAACUGAUGCUGUCCACUGCGAGGAUUGCCCUGCGGGAACCUGGAGUAGCUUUGCAUCUACCAGUUGCUCGCCUUGUGUCAAUGGCACCCAAAGCAAUGCCUCGGCAGGAGCCUGUGAGAUUUGCCCAGCAGGAACCAUUAUGGUGCAGCCAGAUCAAGCCUGUGAAAUAUGUCCUGCUGGCAGAUAUGCCAAUGCAGGUGCUGUUGUUUGUGAAAUUUGUGAAGCUGGCCAAUACAGCAACGAAUCAUCCGACCGCUGCACUGACUGCCCUCCAGGGAAAUUUAGCGGUGUCUCAUCAUCUAUGUGCAUAGAUUGUCCAAGCGGCAGAUACAGCCUAAAGAGGUCAGUCCUCUGUGCACCCUGCCCAGCUGGUACUAUCAGUGGCAUCAGCUCAGGGAAGUGCGCAACUUGCCCUGCUGGAACGUUCAGUGGGGUCGCAGAGGAAAAUUGCACCGAAUGUCCAUCUGGGACAUUCAUCCUAAGCCCUGAUCAGACAUGCGAGCGCUGUCCAGCUGGUCGAUUCAGUGGAAUUGCGGCCACCGCGUGUAGGUCCUGCCUUCCGGGAAGGUACAUCACAGACCCAGCCUCCAACUGUGAAGAAUGUCCGCAUGGCACGUUCAGUGGAGUUGAAGCAACCUCCUGUAUUCCUUGCCAAAGUGGUCAAUACAGUCCACCUGCCUCAGCCUUCUGCACGGAUGGCCCAGAGGGAACGUUCUCGGAGCAGCCAAAUGAUACAUGUUCUGACUGCGAAGAUGGUCAGUGGAGCACCGUGGGAUCCUCUAUGUGCAUUGAUUGUCAACCUGGACGCUUUCGGGGCAACACGUCGACUGGUUGUUCCAGUUGCCCUCCAGGAACUAUAAGUGGACAGGCGGCAAUCGAGUGCGAAGAAUGUCCUCCAGGGCGGUUCAGCAGAGAUACUUCAUCUGCUUGCGAAGUUUGCCCUGCUGGACAGUUCAGCGAAGAAGGGUCAGGUGCAUGUCAUGUUUGUCCUCCAGGAAGUUUCAGUGUAGUUGAAUCACGGCAGUGCAGCAUAUGUCCCUCCGGCACCAAGAGCAAAGCCCAAGCGGGGAGCUGCACGCAAUGCCCACAGGGAAAGGUCAGCGCUGCCAAUUCCAGCCGUUGCCAUAGCUGUCGUCAGGGAAGGUAUGCACCAAGCCCAGACGGAUCUUGUAUGGAAUGUCCAGCUGGCACCUGGAGCACGGCAAAAUCUUCCAGUUGCACUGAGUGUCCAACAGGGCGCUGGAGUCACGAUGGCUGGCGGGA
Messenger RNA from Cladocopium goreaui, 2492 nucleotides. The record is from the annotation of a GenBank genome assembly. NCBI's taxonomy places the organism in Eukaryota, Dinophyceae, Suessiales, Symbiodiniaceae.